[Torrubiella] hemipterigena is the source of this 981-nucleotide messenger RNA. NCBI's taxonomy places the organism in Eukaryota, Fungi, Ascomycota, Sordariomycetes, Hypocreales, Clavicipitaceae. The record is from the annotation of a GenBank genome assembly.
AUGCCUAAACCAUUUCAAAUUAGUCGCCCCAAGCCCAUCAACGUGCCAUGGCUAACACCAUUGACCCCUUGGCAAAAGUUUCGUCGCAACCCUACAAAGUUCACAUCUCAUUGGCUGUAUAAUCGACAGUCUCUCGACCGAGAAUUCGAGAAGAACGAAAAUGAAAGCCACUCAGCCGUCACUGUUGUCUGCAUUUCCGACACGCAUUGCACGCAGCCUGUUGUGCCUGACGGUGACAUUCUCCUCCACGCUGGCGACUUGACCAACAAAGGCUCCUUCGAGGAGCUUCAAGCUCAACUCAACUGGAUCAAUACUCUACCGCAUAAAUACAAAAUCGUCAUUGGAGGCAACCAUGAUUCGUUACUAGAUCCGGCCUAUGUCGCGCGGUUUCCAGAGCGUCUUCACGAGGAACCAGGAACAAGCCACUCUGACUUGGAUUGGGGCGGCAUCAUAUAUCUUUGCAACACCUCUGUCACGUUAACAAUGGACGAGGGCCGCACCAUAUCAGUAUAUGGUUCGCCUUGGACACCGCAAUUCGGUACAUUUGCGUUUCAAUAUCCGCCAAUCAGGGAGGUUUGGCCCAACACCAUCCCCGACGACACCGAUAUUGUUGUCACCCAUGGACCACCGCUGGGCCAUUUGGACUUGGAGGGAAAGGGAUGUCCUCAAUUAUUACAUGAAGUAAAGCGCGUGCGACCGAAACUUGUUGUAUUUGGGCAUAUCCAUGCAGGACGCGGCCGGGACGUGAUUACCUAUGAUGGCUUUGGAACCGCAUACGACGGCGUCAUGACGGGAGCAUCUGGGUUCGGAGCAGUUGUGCUGAUGCCAGCCUUUUUGGCCCGGAGAUGGGUUUCUUCAUGUUUCGCAAGGCUCACUACAUUAACAAAUAAGAAUUCGAAUCCAACGCUGUUGGUGAACGCUGCUGUCGUCGGCGGUCUGCGUAAUGAUGAAACGCAUCCAGCAACCUCGCUACAGCUAUAA